Messenger RNA from Nerophis ophidion (straightnose pipefish), 4019 nucleotides. It is a transcript of the gene pmm1, whose product is annotated as phosphomannomutase 1. Gene Ontology annotation, biological process: mannose metabolic process; protein N-linked glycosylation; GDP-mannose biosynthetic process. The transcript is spliced from 8 exons. Gene Ontology annotation, cellular component: cytosol. NCBI's taxonomy places the organism in Eukaryota, Metazoa, Chordata, Actinopteri, Syngnathiformes, Syngnathidae. Bases 297 to 1055 code for a protein of 252 amino acids. The record is from RefSeq and is a predicted model, not a curated record. Gene Ontology annotation, molecular function: phosphomannomutase activity.
UGUGUCUGAGCUCCCGACGUUGCCACCCAGCAGCACCUUGUCUUUUUCAAAGGUGUCUUUUUUUUUAAGGUGUCUUUUUUAUAAAGGUGUGUUUCCCAACAUUGCAACAACAGAAGUGAAGGAGAAAGAAGAACAUUUUCGCUGAGAACGCUUUUAAAAGACGGAGAUUUGGUGGCCACGCGAGACGCGGAGCAGAAGAAUGUGUUUCUGUGCCUGGGCUUUAAUGACUUUAUAACACAAGACAUUGGAAUAGUUUGUAAGAGAAGACGUUGAAAAAGGGGCUAAAAAAGAAGGCGAUGGAGCGGAAUAUCUUGUGCUUGUUUGACGUGGACGGUACUCUGACAGCACCGAGAUCGAAAAUAGACCCACAGCUGGACCAGUUCUUACAAACUCUUCGACGCGAAGUGAAGAUCGGCAUCGUUGGAGGCUCCGACUACUCCAAGAUAGCGGAGCAGCUCGGAGAAGGAGACGAAGUCCUACACAAGUUUGACUAUGUGUUUACUGAGAACGGCACAGUGCAGUACAAAGAUGGAAAGCUCCUCUCUAAACAUGCUAUCCAGGAGCAUAUUGGAGAGGAGCUGCUGCAGGACCUGAUCAACUUCUGCCUGAACUACAUGGGUCUCAUCCAGCUGCCAAAGAAAAGGGGAACGUUCAUUGAGCUGAGGAAUGGAAUGCUCAAUAUUUGCCCCAUCGGUCGGAGCUGCACCACGGAGGAGCGAAUGGAAUUCUCUGAAAUUGAUAAGAGAGAAAAAAUCAGGGAGAAAUUUGUGGCGGCCCUGAAAGAGGAAUUUGCUGGCAAGGGACUGAGGUUCACCAGAGGCGGACUAAUCAGCUUUGACGUGUUUCCGGAAGGCUGGGACAAGAGGCUGUGUCUGGACCUGCUGGAGAGAGAAGGCCUGGAGCGCAUCUACUUCUUUGGCAACGAGACGUCAGAUGGAGGAAACGAUUACGAAAUCUACAACGACCCUCGGACCAUCGGUGUUACAGUUUGCUCUCCGGAAGACACGGCCAGCAAAUGUCAAUGUUUCCUCAGCGACUCGUCACACGAAUCCUGAUGUUACGUUCUCGGACAACUUUGACUGCCUGAUAUGUCUGCUGAAAGGUUUGUUCGUGCAUGAACUGCUCAAACGCACGCAAUACUCAUCGCAUUCCUCCAAUGACAUCAUGUGUUCGUACGGUAGUAGGGCUGGGCCGUAUGGCAGAAAACUCUAUCACCAUCUACCUGUUUUGUACCCGUCCUUUUUUGAUCAACUAUGGAAUAUAAGGGGUUAAGUGUAAACAUUUUAAUGGGAAAUGGAACUUCCUCUGAUUAUAAUCCCUCAACUAUCAAGACAGAAAGGAAAUAUCAACACAGUCAAAGUCAACAAAAUAAUAAUUGAACACUUCAUAAUAACAUCCUAUAAUUAAAAUAACUAUUUUCUGCAAAUUUAGUGGCAGGAAAUAACGUCUGUGUAACAUUAUUUUGCCCUGUUUUUCUUAUUUAAGUAUGAAAAAUGAAUUUUCGUUAAGCAGUAAUUAUUUAGAUAUUAUUAUCAUAUCAGGAAAUCUGGGAUUCCCUGCUUAGGCUGCUGCCCCCGCGACCCGACCUCGGAUAAGCGGAAGAAGAUGGAUGGAUGGAUGGAUGGAUGGAUGGAUAUUAUCAUAUCAGUCGAUUUCAAUAAUUAGUGUACUUUUAUUAUGACCAAUGGAAAAUAAGGAGCAGGAGAAAAUGCAUGUUAUUUAAAUUAUAACCUUUUUUUGUAAUAUUUUUGUUGCAUUAUUAAACAUAAAUAAAUACAAACGUUUCAAUACAUAUUUAAAUAAAUAAACAUACAUAAAUACAAAUUAUAGAAAAUACAAAUGUACCCUUCUUCUGAUUAUAAUCCCUCAGCUAAGCAACAAAAUAGUAAAAUGACAUUGAACACUUCACAAUAAGAGCUUAAAAUGAAGGAAUAUGUGAGAAAUGCUUCAUUAAGUGUGAGAAAAUAGUGCAAAGUGUGAAAAUGUAAACAUGUGGAAACCUGAGAAGAACUAUUUUCUGCAAGUUUAGUGUCAGGAAAUAACGUUUGUGUAACAUUAUUUUGCCCUGUUAUUCUGGUUUAAGUAUGGAAAGGAAUUUUUGUUAUGCAGUAAUUAUUGAAAUAUUAUUAUUAUAUCGGUUGAUAUCAAUAAUUAUUGUACUUUUUAACGGCCUAUGGAAAAUAGGGGGCAGGAGGAAAUAUAUUUGAUUUAAAUUCUAACCUUUUUUCGUAUUAUUUUUUAGUAUUAUUAAAUGUAAAUAAAUACAAAAAAAUAAAUAAACACAUAAUGAAUUAAUACAUAUAUAUAAAUAACAAUGAUAAUACAAAUGUAACCUUCCUGUGAUUAUAAUGCCUUUGUUUAUGCAACCAACUUUGCUUCCAUACUUCUGCUUUCUUCCCACAGAGAAGUAAAAAAUAAUGAAGGUUUUAUUGUCAUGGAUUACGUUUCAAUGGCGAUAUAUUGAUCGGCCAGCCUUGAUGUUGGUGUAGCCUGGAAAUGAAAAUAUCAUUUGAUUUGAUUGAGUUAAUGAGGAAGUUGUUACGUGACAUCAAAGGGUGCCAUGUUUUUGAUACCUUCGCUGGCGUCCGCUUUCAGACUAAACGCCGACUCACGUAAACAAUAUCAGUCAAGCAGCACUGAGAGCGAACUUAAACAAAUACAUGUAUUAAUUGAUUGAUUGAUUGAACCUUUUUUAAGUAAGUUGUAAAGUUUGAUAUUUGAUGAUCUUGGUAUUUUAUAUAUCCAUUGACUAAUUCCUAGUUGGGAGAGUUAAUAUUGUGUUUGUACAUGUCAUGUUUGACGAUGUUUCAGGACGGUGGUUCUCAACCUUUUUUCAGCGAUGUACCCCCUGUGAAUUUUUUUCUAAUUCAAGUACCCCCUAAUCAGAGCAAAGCAUUUUUGGUUGAAAAAAAGAGAUAACGAAGUAAAAUACAUCACUAUGUCAUCAGUUUCUGAUUUAUUAAAUUGUAUAACAGUGCAAAAAUAUUGCUUAUUUGUAGAGGUCUUUCUUGAACUACUUGGAAAAAAAGUUAUAAAAGUAACGAAAAAGUUGUUGAAAAAUAACAAGUGAUUCAAUUAUAAAUAAAGAUUUCUACACAUAGACGUAAUCAUCAACUUAAAGUGUCCUCUUUGGGGAUUGUAAUAGAGAUCCAUCUGGAUUCAUCAACUUAAUUCUAAACAUUUCUUCACAAAAAAAGAAUAUUUAUGGAACAUGUCCAAAAAGAAUCUAGCUGUCAACACUGAAUAUUGCAUUGUUGUAUUUUUUUUCACAGUUUAUGAACUUACAUUCAUAUUUUCUUUAAGAAUUAUUCAAAAAAUAUACUUAUAAAGGAUUUUUGAUUUGUUUCUAUUUUUAGAGUAUUUUCAAAAAAAUCUCACGUACCCCUUGGCAUACCUUCAAGUACCCCCAGGGGUACACGUACCCCCAUUUGAGAACCACUGUUUCAGGAGAUCGUCAAUCUGUACUCCUCCAUAUUGGGUCAUUACCGGAUUGUCGUCAGCAGAGGGCAGUGUGGCGUCUUCUUUUACGUCAGUUUAUUCUGCGUGACGGAAGUGAAGGUUGUUUUGUGUCUCAUUUAAUGAUGCCGUUCUACCGCGGGAGAAACACAUUUUCCAUGUGCUAACACUUUAUUGUUCCUUGCAACACAGACCGCGAAUAAAACCAUCCCUUCAACUCAAACUUUGGCCAAAGUGUGAAAUCAAUUGAUGGAAACAUAUUUUUUUGCUCAUGCCAGUAGAAAACAUGUUUUUUAGACAAGAUAAUGAGGAUUUGACGCUAAUAUACAUUUUCAUGCGUCAUUACCGGAUUGUCGUCAGCAGGGGGCAGUGUGGCGUCUUCUUUUACGCCAGUUUGCUUAGCUUGGCGGACUUCCUGUCUUUUCUGCGCGACGGAAGUGAAGUUUGUUGUGUGUCUCAUUUAAUGAUGCUGUUGUAGGGCGGGAGAAACACGUUUUCUGUGUGCUAACACUUUAUUGUUCCUUGCAACACAGACCGGGAAUAAACAAUCACUUCAACUCAAA